This is a messenger RNA of Pieris rapae (cabbage white), 1487 nucleotides long. It is a transcript of the gene fd102C, whose product is annotated as forkhead box protein L3. Gene Ontology annotation, biological process: regulation of transcription by RNA polymerase II; cell differentiation; anatomical structure morphogenesis. Lineage: Eukaryota; Metazoa; Arthropoda; Insecta; Lepidoptera; Pieridae. Bases 7 to 969 code for a protein of 320 amino acids. The transcript has a single exon. The record is from RefSeq and is a predicted model, not a curated record. Gene Ontology annotation, molecular function: RNA polymerase II cis-regulatory region sequence-specific DNA binding; DNA-binding transcription factor activity, RNA polymerase II-specific.
CGAAACAUGUGCAGUGGAGCUGAGGGAGGCCCGUGGCCUCUCGGCAAAGACGCACCCUCUGUGACCGCCGCCGCGAUCGACCAUUACCGUCUUCAGCUUUACAAUUAUGCCAUUGCUGAACGUUUACGUCUUUACCCACCUUCAGUUGCCCCGUGCUACGGACCUUAUGGACCACGACUCGCCCUUUCCAUGUCUCUACUGCAGCAGCGAGCCCUGCAACCGGAAGAACCGAAGCCUCAACACAGCUACAUUGGUCUCAUCGCUAUGGCAAUACUGAGUUCACCCGAACAAAAACUUGUUUUGUCUGAUAUCUAUCAACACAUUCUAGACAACUAUCCGUACUUUCGGUCCCGGGGACCAGGAUGGAGAAACUCAAUUCGCCACAACUUAUCUCUGAACGAUUGUUUCGUGAAAGCGGGAAGAUCGGCUAAUGGGAAAGGACAUUAUUGGGCGAUCCAUCCAGCAAACGUUGAAGAUUUUCGGAAAGGUGAUUUUCGAAGACGUAAAGCGCAACGAAAGGUGCGCAAACAUAUGGGAUUGGCUGUGGACGACGAUGGGGAAGACUCUCCAUCUCCACCGCCGCAGUCUCCCCCACCUACAGCCUUGCCUUUACCCUUUUGGAGCGGAAGUCGCGUACCAGGGGUUGUUCAGACGCGAAAAAGACAAUUUGACGUAGCUUCCUUAUUGGCGCCGGACGACGCACCGGAUAAAAAACCUCGACGUGACAGUAGCUGCGAAGAAGAGGUCGAAGAAGAUAUAGACGUAGUUGCUAGUGAUCAAGAAGAUGUGAAAUUAGGGGAAGAUGAGACCCGGACGCCGGUCGCUCCGACGGCUCACUACCCGCUGCUUGGAGGCUGGUGGCCUGCGCUGGAUCCAGCCAUUCUUCAGCAAUUGAGAAGACAUACAUCAUCAGCUGUGUCUUCGGCUCCUCCUAGUCCGUCAGAUCAACAACGCCCACCGGACACCUAAAUAAACAAAAGUUAGCCAGUGUUCAUUGUGUAAAAUAAUGUCGAACAUUUAUGUACAAAAUGUGAAUAGUGAGAAGGUUUAGUUUUCAUACUUUGAUCAUUUAAUUUUUUUUAAAGAAAUUAUUUCCGUUGUUUGGUUAUAAUUGGUGCUUUAAAAAUCUUAUUUUUCUUUUGUUUCUCUUGAAAAUACCUAAUUGUUUUUGCAAUAUUGGGCGCCAGUUAGAAAUAAUAAUAACGUUCUGUCAUUUUGAAAUAAUAGAAAUUUUAAUAAAUUGUAAUGAUAUAGCUAAAACGCUAUUUUAAUAUUUAUAGGUAAUUAAUACAAGUCAAAUUUAGAUUAGUAGGUGAACCUACUGUUUACUCUUUAUUAAAGUCUGAAAACGACCAAGCGAUUGUAAAUAAGGCUAUGUACUUAGUGUCUAUGUUUUUGUAUAUAUUUAAUGGUUAGUCUCUGUUACUAUACAUAAUGACGUAUACUUACUUAUGUUGUUGCUAGAUAUAUGUAACAUAUUCUUAAAG